Messenger RNA from Saimiri boliviensis boliviensis (Bolivian squirrel monkey), 4518 nucleotides. It is a transcript of the gene SPATA2, whose product is annotated as spermatogenesis associated 2. Lineage: Eukaryota; Metazoa; Chordata; Mammalia; Primates; Cebidae. Gene Ontology annotation, biological process: protein linear deubiquitination; protein K63-linked deubiquitination; regulation of tumor necrosis factor-mediated signaling pathway. Gene Ontology annotation, cellular component: cytoplasm. The record is from RefSeq and is a predicted model, not a curated record.
AAUCACGCGUGAUUUCGCCAUCUCACUGGCUCUCUUUUGAGUCUCGGUGUAUCUGUCUGUAAAAUGGGAGCGAGGGAUCCGACCGUGAGCCCCUGCUCGCUUGCGCGCAGUCAGGAGUGCAGCUGGCGGAUCAUCUUGAUAAGUGGGAAGUCCGGGAAGCGGGGUCCGGGCUCGCGCUUUCAGCGCUCACAGCUCUGAGGUCCCGGCUCCGGAGCGGUUUCCAUGACAACCCGGCCAGCCACCAUCCAGAGCCCAAGUGGCUUGCGUCACGUCCGGUCUGUUUACUUCUGGGUCCCAGCCUCAGACGCGGCGAUGGCUGGUUAGGCUCCAAAGCGCGGUUCCGUGGCUUUCGUCCUCGCUCUUCGGCCUUCCGCUUUGUCCUCGGCCUCUGGCUUACGGUCUCCGCCGGCCGCGGGCAUCUACGACUUCCCGGAGCCAGCGCGCAGCCUCGGUCCACCCUCCCUUCGGGCCAGCCUCCUGGCGACAUCACUUCCGGGCCGAGUGCUUCCGGGUCGCUGCUGGCCCCCGGGUACUGGUCUCGGUUCCCCGGCAGCCAGCCGGAGCGGCGAGCGCCCAGCGGGGCCCGGCUCCGGCGGCAGCCGCGCCUCCCGCUUGCUUCCCUCGGCCGGGUCGUCCUCGGCUGCAGUGUCAGGAGCACUCCGCUGGUCCACGCAGCAACAUGUCCGUGCUUUUAGUGAUGUCCCUGCCUCUAAUCCGGGAGCCAUGGAGGAGAUAAGGUAGCCCCGCCCUCGAUCGGAUGGGGAAGCCCAGUUCAAUGGAUACAAAAUACAAGGAUGACUUAUUUCGGAAGUACGUGCAGUUCCAUGAGGGCAAAGUGGAUACCACCCCCAGCAAGCAGUGGCCUGGCAGCGAUGAGUACCUGCGGGUGGCAGCCUCGUCCCUGCUCAGCCUGUCCAAGGUGGAACCCUUUUAUCGAUUCCGGCUGAUCCAGUUCUACGAGGUGGUGGAGAGCUCCCUGCGCUCACUCAGCUCCUCCAGCCUGCGGGCUCUGCACGGCGCCUUCAGCAUGCUGGAGACGAUGGGCAUCAACCUCUUCCUCUACCCAUGGAAGAAGGAAUUCAGAAGCAUCAAGACCUACACGGGCCCUUUUGUUUAUUACGUCAAGUCGACAUUACUGGAAGAGGACAUCCGAGCCAUCCUGAGCUGCAUGGGCUAUGCACCUGAGCUGGGCACCGCAUACAAGCUCAGAGAGCUCGUGGAGACCCUCCAGGUAAAGAUGGUCUCCUUUGAGCUCUUUCUGGCCAAAGUUGAGUGUGAGCAGAUGCUGGAAAUCCACUCACAAGUGAAGGACAAGGGCUACUCCGAGCUGGACAUUGUGAGCGAGCGCAAGAGCAGCACGGAGGACGUGCCCGGCUGCCUGGAUGCCCUGCGGCGGCGGGCGGAGGGCCGGGAGCACCUGACGGCCUCCAUGGCGCGGGUGGCGCUCCAGAAGUCAGCCAGCGAGCGGGCAGCCAAGGACUACUACAAGCCCCGUGUGACCAAGCCCUCGAGGUCGGUGGAUGCCUACGACAGCUACUGGGAGAGCCGGAAGCCGCCCCUGAAGGCCUCAUUGAGCCUUCGGAAGGAGCCCGUGGCAGUGGACGUGGGCGACGACCUCAAGGACGAGAUCAUCCGCCCGUCCCCCUCGCUGUUGACCAUGGCCGCCUCUCCCCACAGCAGCCCGGAUGCCCUUCCACCCGCCUCCCCCAGCAACGGCCCGGCCCUGCUGCGCAGUACCUACUUCUCCUCUCAGGAUGACGUGGAUCUGUACACAGACUCCGAACCCAGGGCCACCUACCGUCGGCAGGACGCUCUGCGGCCGGACGUGUGGGUGCUCAGAAACGACGCCCACCCCCUCUACCACAAGCGCUCGCCCCCUGCCAAAGAGUCCUCCCUCUCCAAGUGCCAAAGCUGCGGGCUGUCCUGCAGCUCCUCCCUCUGCCAGCGCUGUGACAGCCUGCUCACCUGUCCUCCAGCUUCCAAGCCCGGCGCCUUCCCCAGCAAGGCCUCUGCCCACGACAGCCUGGCCCACGGGGCCUCUCUGCGGGAGAAGUACCCAGGCCAGACUCAGGGCCUUGACCGCCUCCCACACCUUCACUCCAAACCCAAGCCCUCCACUACGGCCACUUCCCGCUGUGGCUUCUGCAACCGCCCAGGCGCCACCAACACCUGCACCCAGUGUUCAAAAGUCUCCUGCGACGCCUGCCUCAGUGCUUACCAUUACGACCCCUGCUACAAAAAGAGUGAGCUGCACAAGUUCAUGCCCAACAACCAGCUGAACUACAAGUCCACCCAGUUCUCCCACCUCGUGUACAGAUAGACUCGGCCUCACCCCUUCCCGCUCCAAGGGCUACACCACCCACCUUUCGGGUUUCCCGGUGAAGAAGUAUUCCCGCAUUGAUCUCAGAGGCGGGGGCCUGCACUUGACCAUGUAGGUGGCAGAGAUCGUGGGCUGGCUGUGUCCACGUAGGAGUUCACUUAGCAACUCCGAUGUUUCAACCAAUGGCUGCUUUGUUGUCUGACAAGGGAGAAGGUGGCACUUCCGUUCAGAUUCAUUUUGCUAAUCUCUCCACUCCCUGUUCAGUUGGUUCUGUUUUUUUUUUGGUUUGGUUUUGUUGUUUCGUUUUUUCCUUUCAAGGGGAUUUCUAUCUCUGGGACCCUCACCACACCUACCCCUCCCAUUGCAAAGCCAACUUGGACUGGGAAGGGCCCUUCAGGUCACCAAGCAUCCACCUGGAGCGGCGAGCUAGAGGCCUGUUGGCUUGUGAAAUGAGCCCUCCUGCCACACGGGGCCUCUCCCAAAGGCUCAUCCCUUGGCCGCCCCCUUCCCAAACACAAGGAUCCCCAGCUGGACUCCCCACCCGCUGGCUUUGCCACCUCUCCAGGUGCCAAAGGUGAACCGAGUCCAGUGUUUGCUGAAUGUCCUUUUGUAACCACAGCGCAGUCAGCCCCUGGCGUUCGUGAACUUUGUCCCAGCACAGUGAAGUGUGGGCUCCCCCAGCAGAACUGACUCCCUUUCUGUUGUUUGCACAUGUCCCUGUUACUGUACUGUCAAUAGAUAUUUUUGAGAUUUAUUUUUAAAUAAAUAUUCAACUUGCUAUGUGUUUCAACGUGGUUAAAAAAAAUGAAUUAUGUAGCUAUUUAUUAAAUGCCCUGGGUUCUUUAGUCUUCCAAGGGAGGGCUUGGCGCCCGUUCGUGUUGUAUCUUCCACUCACUACAGCCCAAGGGGAGAGUUGAGUUUGAGGCAGGGAGGAACAGACACGAAGCCCCUUUUUCCUGAGCUGGUGGAGAGCCACUGUCUUCCCUGCAGUAACUAGCUAUACACCUACCUCCAGUGUGCACUUAGGGGGUGAGCGCGGGUAUCGAGGUCUGUGUGCCUGCAGACUGCUGACCUAGUGACAAUUCAGGGACCUCACCUGUCGGACCUGUAGCUUGCUGAGCAGGAACCUUGCACUUCACACUUCUUGAGUCUCGUUUCAGAAGGAAAGUCAUUUGGGAUUUCUACUGCCCCUCCAUCUCAGUCCUCUCCACCGGUUUCCAGGACUCGUCUGCAACACUGGCGAUCUUUUUGCACUACAAGUGGGCGGGAGUCGGCACCUGUGCAUCAGACAGAUGGCUCCUCAGAUGUUCAGCUAAGCCCAAGCGGUUCCAAGCCUGAAGGCCCCUUCAGCUCCUCAUGUGAAUUACCGACCCCCGGAUUUUCCUUGUGGGGGUACAAGAGCAGGAGUGGGGCAAGAGUUUGAAAACAAAGCCGCCUCCUUGUGAACUAAUAACAUAUUUUAGCCAUAACUGUUUGUGAUGUACACAAUGCUAAGGGGUUCUUAGGCAGUGGGUCUUUCUGGGAGAAAGGUAUUCAGCUCUUGAGCAAGUUUAAGUCUGGCUGAAUCCUGAGGCCACUGUGAAUUUGCUGAUGUUCUUCCAACUCAGUUGAGUGAUUUUAAGGUUUUCCAAAUCUUAUAUGGCUCUUUUUUAAUAUAUAUAUAUAUAUAUACACACACAUACACAUAUAUAUAUAUCCGGUAGAUCAUAUGUAGAUAUACAGUGUGUAUAUUAAGCUGAAUUUCAACCAACUUUAUUACUAAGACCAGCCUAUCAGGGGCAUUCAUCUUCGACGUUCUUCCUUUUCACAUUUCAGAAUCGGCAAUGCCUGGCCCACUCCUGAGAGCUCUAGUUUUCUAGUUUUCCAUUUCCAGAUUGCGCCAGCAUUACAGUCACUAACUCUUUUAUCCAACCGUGAUGCCACGUAACUUACCCAGCGGACAAAAGCAGGAAUGACUAACGCAUCCUAGGAGGGAGAGUCCGGUGUAUCUACCAUCACGGAGUACUGUGGUCACAGACUGGAAUAGGAAAUACUAAACCCUGCUCCCUGCUGUGGAUCUUACUCUAUGAGGUUGCCGUGAUUGAGAUAGUUAAAUACAUGCUAAUUUAAAAAUGCAGAUGUUUUGCAUUUGACUUCUACCAAGAGUUGAAAUGUUGAGAGAUGAUAAAAAUAAUAAUAAAGUGUCUUCCAUUGUUAAA